Molecule: messenger RNA, 2594 nt
Organism: Impatiens glandulifera
Lineage: Eukaryota; Viridiplantae; Streptophyta; Magnoliopsida; Ericales; Balsaminaceae
Product: long-chain-alcohol oxidase FAO4A-like
Exons: 3
Coding region: 21-2411 (796 amino acids)
Molecular function (GO): long-chain-alcohol oxidase activity; flavin adenine dinucleotide binding
Source: RefSeq, a predicted model, not a curated record
UCAUCAAGAACGUCAAUAAUAUGGAUCAUUCAGAUUUUGUUAAAGAUCAUGCAUCGGUUUUAAUUGAAAUUGGAAGUAUUGAUUCCCAAAGGAUUAUUUUACCCGGCGGAGGAGAAGAUGAUCACAAGUUACACCCCCGAAAAACACCUCUCUCAGACCGCCAUAUCGAGUCUUUAACCGCUUUAUGCGACGCUUUCUUGCCAUCUAUCGACGUUUCUAACAAAACCCUAGACGAUUCUGUUGUUUCUUUCUUCAAAACCUCGGCUCCCAUGGUUGGAACUCCACUUCGAGUAGCGGAGAUUAUGAGGAGACGGUUGGAUCACCCGAAAAAGAACCUUAUGUUAUUUACUUUAUGGAUGCUUUCGACGUGGAUUGGCACAUUUUUUCUCUGUGGAAGACACAGUCUAUCGAGAAGUUUCCCGUACUUUCUAAGGUUGUCGCAAGUCUCACAAAAAAACCGGGAGAAGAUUUUGCUAAACUGGGAAAACAGCUACAUCCCCCUUCUUAGAAUGUUCUUCAAAAGCUUAAAGUUUCUCAUUCUACUAACUUACUUCACCCAGGUGAACGAGAAAGAUGUAAAUCAAUCAUGGGAAGCAAUAGGCUACACUGGACCUGACCCUGAAUUCAAAUCCAAGUUUCAAAAACCUAAGAAAUCAGCCUCAACAUUAGCAAAUAUGAUAUCUCCUCUAGAAGAAGAAGAAGAAAAAGAAGUAGCUCAAAUUAACAAAGAAGAUCUCUUCGGACCUCUUUACAAUGGCAUCAUAAACCUUAAGCAACCCCACCAAAUAGUAUCCGAAACCCUCCGUCGAACAGGAUUCCCCGUCUCUUUCCCGAGUCCCAAAACCAAGAACGCGCCGAUUUUCACCAUCAAAUGUGACGCGGUUGUGGUGGGCUCGGGCUCGGGAGGGGGAGUCAUCGCAGGAAUAUUGGCUAAGGCGGGCUACAAAGUGGUGGUUCUUGAAAAAGGGAAGUAUUUCGCUAGGAAUGGUUUAUCUCUUCUUGAAGGAAACACAAUGGAUCAAAUGUACCAAGGAAAUGGUUUGCUAGCAACCAAUGACAUGGGAAUGGUGGUUCUUGCCGGUUCCACGGUUGGUGGAGGAUCAACGGUUAAUUGGUCGGCCUCGAUCCCAACUCCUCAACAUGUGAUGAAGGAAUGGAGUGAUAAGUAUGGUCUUGAAGUUUUUGAAAGCAAAUUAUAUAGGGAGGCCAUCCAAACUGUUUGCGAUAAAAUGGGAGUCCAAUCUAGUGUUGAAAACGAAGGGUUUAACAACGCGAUUCUAAGGAAAGGGUGUCAAGAAUUAGGGUAUCCCGUUAGGAAUAUCCCUCGAAAUUCGGUUGUGGAUCAUUAUUGCGGUUGGUGUUGCCUCGGAUGCAAGGAUGGGAAAAAGAAGGGGACCGCCGAGACUUGGCUUGUGGAUUUAGUCAGGUCGGGCAAUGGUGUAAUCAUUCCUCGGUCGGAGGCUAUAAGAGUUGUUAAGAAGCAAAAUAAGGGAUGGCAAAGAGGUAAGGCUUGUGGGGUUGUCUUUGAGUUUAAGUACAAUGGAGUGAAAGAACUAUAUAAGGUGGAGUCAAAGGUGACUAUUGUUGCAUGUGGAGCUCUUAAUACUCCUUCAUUGCUUAAAAGGAGUGGCUUGAAAAACCCUCAAAUUGGCAAGAACUUACAUUUGCACCCUGUCGUGAUGGGGUGGGGUCAUUUUCCAAACUCAAACUCAAACACGUUUGAACCUUCCAAGAGGAGUUACGAGGGUGGGAUAAUGACGGCCAUGUCUACCGUUGUUGCGGAUUUCAACAAGUCGGGAUAUGGGAGUGUGAUACAAACUCCAGCUUUGCAUCCAGGUAUGUUCUCGGCCCUCAUGCCUUGGACCUCUGGAGUCGACUUCAAGAUGCGAAUGUGUCGGUUUUCAAGGACCGGCCAUGUGUUUGCUCUUCUAAGGGAUAAGAGUUCCGGUUCAAUAUCAUCUCCUAGCAACAUAAGUUAUUCUUUAGAAGAUUCGGAUCAAGAGAGCCUAAGGAUAGGAGUAGAGAAGGUAUUGAGGAUAUUGGCUGCGGCUGGGGCUGAGGAGAUUGGGACCCAUGAGAAGGAUGGAAGGGUUUUGAACGUGAAAACCUCGAGCUCUCACGAGUUCGAAAGGUUCGUGAAGGAAGAGAGUUUGAGAGCGGUUAAGGGUUUCUCGAGCCCGGUAUGUUCGGCUCAUCAGAUGGGGAGUUGUCGCAUGGGACUUGACCCGUCGUGCUCGGCCGUGAGCCAAACCGGAGAGACAUGGGAGAUGGAAGGGUUGUAUGUGGGCGACACAAGUGUUUUUCCAACCGCAUUAGGUGUGAAUCCUAUGGUAACCGUACAAGCCAUUGCUUAUUGUACGGCUCAAAGUGUUCUUGAGGUGCUAAGGAGAAAGAAGAGAAGUAUCAUGUGAUAUGAGUUUAUGUUUGUGUAUGGAAUAUUCUGUUAUAGCCAAUUGUAUUAUUAAGAAUAGUGUGUUUCUUAUAGUAAAAAUCUAUGUUUGUGAAUGAUUUCUCAAUUCUCUUGCAACAAUAACAAUUGGCCCUAUUUGUAUAUUGUGGCUAAUUGCUUUAUUGUAUUAUAAGAGGUUAUAUGA